UGCAGAAGUACGUCUCUAUGAGAGAAGCUGCGAGACGUGAUGACUCAUCUUCUUCGUAACUCGUCUAGUAGAUGACAGCAACAAAAAAAACGUCGUAUCAUCGUUUCAGCAUCUUCGUAAAUGGUGGUCCAAAGAACCCAUUUAUCGCAACCGCACCAGGUAUGGCUCUGUAACGUUUACGUUGCUAGUACUAGAUAAAUAAAAAAUACGUAGCAUAGAAGAAGUUGUUGCCAUUGCCUUCGCUCUUUGUCUACUUUGCGCUCAACAACAUUGAGGUUUACAAAUUUUCCAUCUACCUCUCAUUGGUGCCACCAGGUUUUUUUUUUCUCACUACAAUACAAAAGGGGACGAUAACCUAGUUGGUUCUAGAGUGGGGACGUUGAGAAAAUGGCGUCGGGUAAUCCAGAUUUUAACUAUCUGGAUAUCGUCGCAGAGAGGAGUAAAAACGUACUUCUGGUGCGGGAUAACGUUGGCAAGGCAAAGCCAAGCAUCUACGACAUUCCCCAGGAAAUAACGUUUGGCGUCGCGCCGGUAGCUGAUCAGGAGGGAGCAAAGGAAAUUGUCAACGUUUGGAAGCCGCACGUACUGAUACUGAAAUUUUUAUGCUUCCUGGAAAAAAAGGAAAUUGAAAUUCUAUUCUAGCCCCUUGCCCUUUUCUCGUCUUGUAGUUUACAACAGUACUUCUACAACAGCCACAGGCUGUUGUCAACAGCAGCAUCAAGUUAGUGGUAGGUAUGGAUUGGGCUGGGUUCAAAAAUUUUGAUUCGGUGAGCAUGAUGUUGACGACAUGCGACAUUUCUUCGUUUCUUGUGCACCAGCCUGACACUGACUUCUGGAAAUCUGAAUUUCCAAAAAAUAAAAAAACAGCAACCCUCCAUCCAAGACAACGACAAUCGAGUAAAUUACUUGAAGUGGAACCGAUUCACCGCCGCGCAAAAGGCCGUCAGACACCCAUCCGUACCAAAACUCAAGAAGCUCAUAGGAGAGGCGGAUGAGGAGGGUAAGCAAAAGAGCUUUCUUUGUGUCCCCCGGGCUUGCUGUUAUUUUGCAUCUUUGUUGGUCCCCUUCGCAAUUUUUAAUGAGUCAAAAUUGCGGCUGUCCAACACCUGUGUAUGUCUAUGUGAUGAAAAUAGAAAUAAACCACACUUUGCUCAGAUGAAAAAGCCAACACGUUUUCCGACUUGGACCUGGCUAAGGAUGAUCUGGACAGAAGGGCACAGAAAAUCAUGAAGUGGAAGCUCGACCAGCGAAAAAUCACGGUGAUGCCACAAACCGACAAGGAAAAGCUCUACCACACCUACGCAAAGAAGGACAAAACGUCCUACACCAAGGCCGAAAUCAUCGCCAGCAAGGGUACACGACACUCUGUACUAUAAUGAGAUUGAGCAUUUUACUUGUGCCAAGCCCCAAUAUUUGUAUAUUGAAACCAAAUUUAUUAUGUGGUCAUGACAUUGUUCUUUUUGUUUUUCUUCAUCCGACUUCUAUGCUGCGUGCUGCAUUGCAGAGUAGAACUAGAACAAGAAAAUAUAAAUGACACCAACGACCAUGAUAUCAGCAUCUGCCGCUGCGUACAGAAGUAAAUCAGUUCCGCAGGACGGCAGCAUAACGCAUGGAAAGCGAAAAACCGAGAGACCACCAACGCCCAUGGAGAUGGUAAUCGUUUUACCAGCGAAGCUAGUGCCGGUCUAGUGCCUUGGUCUUUGAAUUUUUCUUUUCUUGUGACAAACGCCACUGAUUAAUUUCUACGCUGAGUAGUUUGAUACUCUAUCGCUUCGUGCUUUGCGAGAUAAAAAAUCGCUUCUGUUUUGCAAAAAAUUUAGGUCCUCGGAAUGGAAUUCGCGAAAAUUGGUGCCCGGGAGAGCAGACAAAAGUUUGACGAGUACCAGCAGGCCAAAAGGGAUGCUGCAUCUGUCAAGCACUCGGGGCCGACCAAGUACAUACUAGAGAGCGCUUUCGCUGUCGAGCUGUUUGAGAUGAACUUAGUCGAAUGCAGAAGUUGAUCAAUGAACUUCGAUCUGUUCUUUCACAACCGUCCCAAUCAAAACCAGAAGCAUAGGAAAACCAGAAAAUAUGUUUACCUUCAACUAUCUACUUCAAACUAACAGGGCGUCUCUGGGGCACGCAACCGGCGCACUCAACGCCAGGCGUGCGGCGGUUGAGAAGGACUCGCGUUCUGAGUGGGUGCUGAGUCGCUUCAAGAACAUCAAGCCGACCAUGAACAUGCAGGAGUACCUGCGUGCCGCGCCCCGGCCCACCGCCGACAAGAGCAAGGAUUACAUCUAGGUAUUUAACUUCAAGACGUAGUCGUAGGCAAGCGAGGACCACAGAUAGUACUGCCGAGGUGCUAAAAAUGAGCCACGACUUAAUCCUUUUGCUCAUCUUUGUGCCAUCAGAUAAUUCAGACUUUCGUCACCAAGUUAGAGCUUUUACUUUUCUAGUUUGCCUCCUUAGAAGUUUGAAAAUAUUCGACAUGUCGUGAUGUCGUGCCGUUUCAGCUGCAGAUCAGACAAAGAGCAUACAGCAUGCUGAAGAUAUUAGAGUUUAGUUUCAGAUAGUCAGACACCGAAAAAAAAUGACCACCGAGUUGGAGUGCGAAACGCUUCACGAUGUAAAAUUCUCAGCAGAUAAUAACAGGCUUCUAUAAAUGGUUUCGUUGAAAUGAACACUUGAGUAUAUAUGAACAAUCAAAAUCAAUAUUAAUCAAACUUCUAAUUCUAUAGAUCAGUUUCAGUUAGAGAUGCUUCGGAGGCACCUCCAGAUGAGAUGAUUAUGUCAUUCUUUAUUGCGCAUCAGACGAGGAUAUUACCUUCUCCUGUUGUAGGAGAGUCAGUGAAAAAAUCUAUCCGGCAGAAGGAACACAAAAGCAGGCAUUGCAAGCAGGUUGCAGAUCAGACGGAAAGAAACGGAUAGCGGCAGAAGGAACAAACGAGCGUUUAGUAGACUAUACUACCGAGGACUGUGAAGCGAUUCGCAUCCCGAUUCGAUUCAGCAUCGUCCGCGUUUCUUGAACCUACCAAAACAAAAAAGCAACUUGAGAUCAGAUGAAAACUGCACGAAUUGUAGCUGAGCCCAUUUGUAUACACUAACACUCGUGCAGAUUCAACGAAAAGAACUUGGCCUGCAACUUGCUUUCGAAAGCGAAAAAUCUGACACUGACGCAAGCGAAAAUUAAAGGUACUAGCUGGCUCGUCUAGUGUCGACGUGGUGCGAUUUUCAUGCAUAAUUGUUCUCUCUUGCACAUGGUGGUUGAGAUGGGUACG
Messenger RNA from Amoebophrya sp. A120, 3260 nucleotides. The record is from the annotation of a GenBank genome assembly. NCBI's taxonomy places the organism in Eukaryota, Dinophyceae, Syndiniales, Amoebophryaceae.